This is a messenger RNA of Wyeomyia smithii (pitcher-plant mosquito), 1892 nucleotides long. Its product is annotated as CLIP domain-containing serine protease HP8-like. NCBI's taxonomy places the organism in Eukaryota, Metazoa, Arthropoda, Insecta, Diptera, Culicidae. The coding region runs from base 96 to 1577 and encodes 493 amino acids. The record is from RefSeq and is a predicted model, not a curated record. Gene Ontology annotation, molecular function: serine-type endopeptidase activity. The transcript has 4 exons. Gene Ontology annotation, biological process: proteolysis.
CGAUCGCUGAUCGCUGAUUUGCGGUAUAAAAGCAAAUUGCGUGCAUCUCCGAGCAGUCAGUUAUGCGAGAGAAAAUAGCCGGUUAAUGCGUAAAAAUGAUUUCGAUUAGAUUUUUUAUACUUUAUUCAAUAGUCCUAGUGUACAUUAGUGAUCCAGUUCUGUCGGAGCGGCCAUGCAAGUCGUCGCAUGACGUAUGUGUUCCGGUAAAGUUUUGCCCACCUAUUUAUGAGAAGAUCAUCGCGAGCGACAGACAGUGGAAUCACACGUCGAAGAAAGAGAUCUUGUCUCGGGCAUGUCAUGAUGAAGGCGAACAUCCGCGAGUAUGUUGCAAACCUGCCGAUAUUGCCGUUGGUAAACGUUGCGUUCAUUCGCUAGGGCUCUACGGGCAUUGCGUAGCUUCAGAACGUUGUGGAUCGAUUGCAUCAAAAUCAGAGGAUUUGCAGGAGAAUCUUUGCUAUCAAGAGGGCAGCAAGAAAUAUGUCUGCUGUCCGGACGAAUCAAUUGUGGAUAGUCUGCCCAAAAGACGACCAACGAGAGCCAAAAGUGAUCAUGUAUUGAAUGAGAAUGAUUUUUCCGAUUGUGAGGAUACGACCGGCAAAUCCGGACUAUGCGUUCCGGUGCGACACUGUGACCGAAUUUACAGUGCCUUUCUAGACGGACGUAUAUACAAGGAUACACAGUUGGCCGAAUUCGUUCGCCGUAACAGUUGUCCAUCGGAUGCUCGGCACAGUACUGCGAUUUGCUGCGCGACUACUUCGUCCCGGUCGGGGCUGGACUUCAUUCGACACAAGAACGCCGUCAAGCUUGGGGUCGAUGAAUGCGGUGCUGUACGAUUUGUGGAUAAAAUUCUGAAAGGCGGAGAGACUGCUCCUGGCCAAUAUCCUUGGAUGGCUAACCUUCUGUACAAGAGAAAGAAUACGAUGAAGACACUAUGUAGUGGCACUCUGAUUCAUCCGAGGUAUGUCCUCACAGCGGCACACUGCAUGAGAGGUAAAACUUUACCAGAGGCAGUCCAAUUGGGAUUGCACGAUAUAUCCGUUAUUGAAAAAUGCACUGAAAAGUUAUGUGCCGGACAGGGUCAGAGGCACGCCAUCGAAAAACUUAUUCCAAACGAGAAUUUCCUUGGUAACAGUGCAGAGUACGAUAUCGGUUUGAUUCGGUUGGCAACGAAAGCAACUCUUGCUUUCGAUCAAGUAUAUCCCAUUUGUCUUCCAAUUACCAAAACUUUGCUUAUGCUGAAACCUCAUAAGCUUACCGUGCUAGGCUGGGGACUGACGGAGCAUCAGAAACAAUCAAAUGUACUACUGGAAGCGGAACUGGAACCCUUAAAACGAACGAAACUAUGUUCCGAGGAGGCAACGUUUUGCGCCCGGGGCAAAUCCCAGCAGGUACAUUGCGCUGGUGACUCGGGUGGACCACACCAGGCUCUGGUCCCGACGGACAGCAACUAUCGGUACGUUCAGUUUGGGCUGAUUUCCGGCGGAGGACGCCAUUGUAGCGUGGAAAGCCGAGACCCUGGAGUUGGAGUCAUGAUUGGUUAUCAUGUGAAUUGGAUACUGGAUAACCUCGUGAUUUAGAAUCGAAACGAGUGUGAGCAGUAAAUCUAAUCGAAUGUGCCAUUAUGUGGGUUGGAAAAUGAGGGGCUUGUAUGCUCCCAUUACCCGCAGUUUGAUCGCGACAGACUGACCGGUAGUGAUCCUAUGUUCGUCGAACGAUCGACCUCUAGAACGUUCGUUCAUUCUGAGAUUGCACUAACGAAACACUAAGCCCAGUACGACUACUUUGGUAUAUCGAUUGGACAUAAACUAUAUUCUAUAGUUGUUAUAUAUAUACGACCGAUGACAUUUAAUAAACUUCCGAACGAUUUUACCAGCACAGCUGGUUCUUUGUUA